This is a messenger RNA of Notodromas monacha, 309 nucleotides long. NCBI's taxonomy places the organism in Eukaryota, Metazoa, Arthropoda, Ostracoda, Podocopida, Cyprididae. The record is from the annotation of a GenBank genome assembly.
AUUUUUUAUUCUCGCAGGUUCACACGAUCUUGUUCUUUGUGAAAGUAGUAGAUUUUUUCUUGUCUUGUUCGUUUCUAGCAAAAAGAGAAAAUGGGGAAUGAAACGUCGAUGCCCAUGGAGAUGUGUUCCACCUUUGACGCUGAUGAAAUCAGACGGCUUGGGAAACGCUUCCGAAAAUUGGAUUUAGACAACUCGGGUGCCUUGAGUGUAGAGGAGUUCAUGUCGUUGCCAGAGCUGCAACAGAAUCCGCUGGUGCAACGCGUGAUUGACAUAUUUGACGCGGAUGGCAACGGCGAGGUUGACUUUAAA